This is a messenger RNA of Debaryomyces hansenii CBS767, 2277 nucleotides long. RefSeq lists its product as uncharacterized. The record is from RefSeq and is a predicted model, not a curated record. The transcript has a single exon. NCBI's taxonomy places the organism in Eukaryota, Fungi, Ascomycota, Pichiomycetes, Serinales, Debaryomycetaceae. Bases 1 to 2277 code for a protein of 758 amino acids.
AUGAGUUUUCAUUUGGUACCUCCGCCAGAAUCAAAAUUAAAGAAGAAUUCCAAAAAGAAUUCGAAUGAGAAGAUACCCAAGAAAACUAUUAUUCCGACUAAUUUAAAGAUUCACGGUAAUCCUCGGCCUCAACUACGGACGUCGAAAUCUUCAAACAGCAGUGUAUCUAGCUACUCAGAUUACACGCCUGAAAGCAAGAACAAAAAUGCGGAAGUGAAUGCGGAUGAACUAUCUAAAAGUUUGUUGGGGUUAAAAAAAUCGACGUCGUCGCUUUCGCUAUCACGCAUGCAAAAAAAGAACAAGAAUAAUGAAAGUCAAGGAUCACAUACACCGGUUUCGCCGAGAACGAGCGGGAGGAGCAAGGCGCAGAGUACAGGGGCACAUUCUAAUGGACGGUCUUCUCCGAUGCUGAAUCGUUCAAACUCUUCGACGUUGUCUAAUUUGAAGGCGAGGCGAUCCCGGUCGGCGUCUCCGUCUGUGCUGCAAUCAUCCUCAAAACAUCAACCUAAUGUUAAUGCAGCAAACGCAAAUUAUAUGGACUUAGACUACAUAAGCCGUAAAUUAGACAAUUCAGACUUACAGCGGAACGUUUCUCACGGCCGUAACAUUAUUGAAAAUAAUAAUAAGAAAAAAAUAGAUGCUAUUGAUUUUAAGCCGAUUAUAGACCUUUCGAUAGUGAACUCGUAUGAGACGAUGAAAGAGCACAUGUAUUUCCCUACUUUUCAAGUUUUGAAGUACCGUAAUUUUUUAAACAUUUUAAGAGAUCAUCAUCAGAAUGAUCCCAUUAGUUUUGCAAGUGUGAGAAAUCAUUCCCUAAUAAAUUUCAUAGCUAGUUAUAAAGUGGGUCAGCGUAUACCAGAAAACGUGGAUAUCAAGCAGCAUGAUUUAAGAUUCUAUGAAACGUUGUUAGGGACAGAAUUGUUACGUUCUAGAACGAUAUUUCGACAAUUAAUCAGACGAGACAGUGCAAAGAUUAAAAAUAAAUCCAUGAUUAUAAAUUGCGAAGAAUUGGUACAACUAAAUCUUUCGAAUUACGUUAGGUUUGUUUUUAAUAUGCCUGAUGAAAUACCAGUUCCUUUGGAACAAUUAGACUCGAUUCAGCGCACACAUUAUAAAUAUAAAGAGUUGUUCAAGAAAAUCGGGCAUGUAUUAUAUUUAAUGAAUAGGGAAGUUGGAGGCGAUGAAAAUCCAGAAUCUGGAAAGACUUAUAUUCUACAAACAAUCCGAAAAGUUUCUUACGAGUAUAUUUUACUUGAAAAAUAUCUUUUUCAUAUUUUUUCAAAACUCGGCGAUAACUCCUUGAUUCAUAGUAGAAACUUAAAGGUUUUGUUUGAUAAAUUCAAUAAUAGAAUGCAAUCAAACAAUAAUGAAUCAAUAAAAGUUUUGCAUUAUAAUGCAUAUUUCAGUUCUCAGUACUCGUGGUAUUUAUCGAUCACAGCUCCAUUUAUACGGGUAUUUGAAAUGAAUUCAUAUUCGGAGGAUUUUGAACUUGUUAAUAACCAUGGUAAUUACUAUAGAAAUCUCAAUGAUACUAAAAAAAUUUCGUUCAAGGAUCUGGAUGUGGACCUUUAUGAUAAAUACUUCAAGAAAUUAGGACUCGAUGAUUAUUUGAAAUACCGGUCCUUAACCCCAGAAAAAUUGGUUGCGUUACAUGAGUCAAUUGAUAAAUCAUCACAAAAAUUGAACAAUUCCAAGAAAAUAGAAACAGAUGAUGGGUUAUCUAGCACUAGCCACAAGCCUAUGAAUUUUGAAUACUAUACAGAAUCUCUAGCAACUAUUUCUAGUGAGACUUUUCAUCUUAUUCAAUCUAGAGAUUUAGCACUUCAAUUGACCCCCAAAAAUUACUCGGUGAUAUUAACAGAAUUCUACAGGAUAUUGCAAAAAGAUGGCGUACUUGAAGUCCCAUUUAUACAGCUUAGUCGUAACAAAAUAAUGGAAUCAUUCCUGCAGCAGCACGAUUUUUCCAAGGAUGAGGGUUUCAUGAAUUUGAAUCUUCUCGAGCACUUUAAUAUGAUUCCAGACUUUUUGCAAGCCAUAUUGAAGGAAUUAUCCAAUAUUUUUGGUGAGGGAAAUGUUAAAUACCAUGUAUCACUUUUGAAUAGUAUUGGUGAAUUAAACUGUUUCUUGGCGAAGCACAUAUGCUUUCAACUUUUUGAAAUGUUCGGUCGUUUAGAUGAAUACUCAGCAAAGUUCACCAAUGUUGAUGAUACGAAUCUGCGUGACAUUAACGAAGAUGGAAUGUAUUACUAUAUAUAUAUAAGGGCCCACAAGAAAUAG